GGUCGUCGUCAGCGUAAGUCGCAGCACAGCGAUUCUCGUUUCUCAUUUUGUCGCGUAGUAGUAGACCGGAGCGGAGUGAGUUUGCCGAAACAGAAAACGCGUUUUCGCCGGUCGGUCGUUCCUCUCUUUCUAACAUUCUCCAUAUCUCCGUGUAGAGAUAUAUAUCUCGGUUAAUAGUGACCUUGGAAAAAACGUUUUGCUGUACAGUGAAGAAGCCCGUUACGGGAAAAAUAAAAGUGGAAGAACAAACAAAGUGACCGGCUGCGGUUUGUAAACAAAAACAGAGACAGUUUCGUCAAACCGGCCACGUGUUUGCUUUCGCGAACUUAAUUCUCCACUUGUGUUGCUCUUAUUAUCAUUCGUUCUGGAGGAUCUUUGCGGAGGUGGUUUCGCACCAAACAUGGGCGGUGCUAAAUUGGCCGAAAAACCCGAAAAGAAGAUCCUCAAUCCUCAAGAAAAACUGGCUGCAAUAACGCGAGUUAAAGAAGGCGGCGAAACAAAAGCUUCCGUCGCUCGGGAUUUAGGAAUUCCAGAAUCAACUUUAAGGGGAUGGUGUAAGAAUUCGUUAAGGAUUAAUUAUCAAUCGAAUCGGAGCAGUCCCGAUACGGAUGACGCAUUAAAAUUAUCCCCGAGUGGUAAACGAAGAUCUCUUUCUUCUGGCGGUUCUAAAAAGAAAUCGAGGAGAUUGUCGGCAAUUUCUCCAACGUCAACUUUAAAUUCGUCAUCCACCCUCGCCGAAUUAAACCGUUUAAAAGCCGAAUACGGCUUGAGUAGAGUGAGUGAGUACUUAAAUCAACCAAUUGGAACUUCAGGAUUAGACGCUGCCAUGCAAGGUUGGGCUUUACAAAUGCAAAUGUUGUUGCAAGCUUCAGUUGCUGCUUCAACCCAGGAUACCACACCUUCAAUUAAUACCCCUCUUAUUGCUACAACCUCGCAAGUAACUUCAACAACCAGCACUGUUGACACAUCCCUUUUAAAUAGUCUUCGACCAUCGUUAACCGAAACAUCAAGCAAUUCUCUUUAUCUUUCAUCACUCCCAAGUUUCCCCCCAACCACUUCUUCAUCAACCUUUGGAAAUUUUUCCUCAAACUUAACCAAUCCUUUCUUAAUGAGUUAUCUAGCCAAUUUAAACGAAACCCCUUCCUCAAAUGGAGUCCCUACAACCGUCGCUAAAACACCAAAAUAUUCUUUAUCCCCUCAAUACCAAAACACACCGAAAUGCCCAUGGAGAUCUAACAGCCCAACCGCUUACGUUCAACCAUUUGCUUCAAGCGGCUCUUCAAGCGCAAGUGUCAGCCCAAGAAGCCGAACAAGUCUAAACAGCCAAAAUUUGAAUGAAUAUUACGGAACCGAUGAAGAAGGCCCCAUCGAUAUGAGUACUUCGAAUGAAGAUAGUUCUUCAGAUAGUUUAUCAUUAACCAGAACAAAUCAAGUACCACCCAAAGAUGAACCGAUGGAUUUUUCUUCAAACCAUAUCGAUAAACUUGAGGAACCAUCAAAAAUGGAAUACCACCAAAGGAACGUUGAAGAAAUUCCAAUGUUUUCUCAACCAAUUAAUGAAAAUGGAAAACCCGCGGAGAAAAAUGACGACGAAAAAAAGUUUGAAGAAAAUAACAAAAAUAUUGAUAAAGAUGAAAAAAAAAAAGUCGAAAAAAUUAUAAUUAAAAAAGACGAAGGAAUUCUUUUUAACGAACUAACCAAACCCGAACAACAAAUCGAAGAGGAAAAGGAAGAAAUUCACGGGAAAAAAUUAGAAUCGGUUUUAGAAUCGGUAUUUCAAGUCACCAAUAACAACACGAUCGUUUCGUUGAACGGGGAGAAAACGGUUUCGAACGAGGAAGCCGUCCAAUGCGGGGAGAUUUUUUUAAAAUUCUUGGAAACCGCGAAAGAUCCCAACGUAACGGCAAGUCAAAUAACCCAAGUAAGACAUAUUUUGGGUAAUAUCAAGUCAGGUAAUGUGCCGAAAAACGGCGAACAAAGAAAACCAAAGGUAAGUCGUAAAUAAAAAUUUACGAUUAAUCAAACAAGACAAACGACAAAAAUAAAUGUAAAAAUUAAAAUUAAAAUAAAAAUAAAAAUACAAAAAUCGUUGUACAAUUUAGAUAAUAUAAAAAAUAAUUGUCUCGUUAAUUAAAAAAAAAAGAAUUAGAUAUAUUUAAGAUGUUGAUAAGGCGGAUAAAAAUUUAUUAAUUAAAAUGUAUGUAUUUAAAAAUACGAUAUAAUUAA
This is a messenger RNA of Onthophagus taurus, 2226 nucleotides long. Its product is annotated as protein distal antenna-like. The record is from RefSeq and is a predicted model, not a curated record. NCBI's taxonomy places the organism in Eukaryota, Metazoa, Arthropoda, Insecta, Coleoptera, Scarabaeidae. Gene Ontology annotation, molecular function: DNA binding.